AUGAGCGACAACCACGGACGGGUAAUCAACUUCGGCGCAGGCCCUUCAGCGCUCCCCCUCUCUGUGCUCGAAGAAGCGCAAAAGGGCCUCCUCAACUUCAGUGGCACAGGCAUCGGGAUCGCUGAGGUCUCCCACCGCUCGAAGGAGUUCACGGCCUUCGUCGACCAGGUCGAGAAGAACAUCCGCACGCUGCUCGACGUGCCCCCCACCCACCGCAUCCUCCUCACCCAAGGCGGCGGCACGGCCCAGUUCUCCGCCGUCGUCCUCAACCUCCUCGCGCGCCACCGCCUCCUGCACCCGACCGCGACGCCCGAGGAGACCACGCUCGACUACGUCGUCACCGGCUCGUGGAGCAAAAAGGCCGCCGAGGAGGCCCGCCGCCUCACCGCGGGCCACGCGACCGUGCGCACCGUCGUCGACGCGCGCGUGUACUCCAAGGACGGGCAGAGCUUCGACAACGUGCCCCCGCACGCCGAGUUCCGCUUCUCCGCGCGCCCCGCGCUCGUGCACUACUGUGAGAACGAGACCGUCGACGGCGUCGAGUUCGCGCACGACGCGCAGAGCCCCGCCGCGUUCCCGUUCGACCGCCUCCUCGAGACCGCGGGCGCCGGCGGCGGGGCGCUCGUGCCCCUCGUCGCCGACUACUCGUCCUCGUUCCUCUGCCGGCCGAUCCCCCGCCUCGCGGACCACGCCGUCAUCUACGCCGGGGCGCAGAAGAACCUCGGGCCGGCAGGGCUCGCGAUCCUCAUCGUGCGCGAGGACUGCAUCGUGGACGUCGACGCGGCCGCGCGGCUCGGCGCGCCCCCCGUCCCGCUCAUCCUCUCGUACAAGCAGCUCGCGGACCACGGGAGCCUGUACAACACGCCCUCGGUGUUCGCGAUCUACGUCGCCGGGCUCGUGCUCGAGCGCAUGAAGGCGAGCGGGGGGCUGCUCUACUACGAGGCGGUCAACAAGCGGAAGGCCCAGAAGCUGUACGCGGUCAUCCACGAGGGUGAGCAGAAGGGCUUGUUCCGCCGCAAGGUGCAGCAGGGCUCGGAGAGCUGGAUGAACGUCGUUUUCGAGGUCCUUGGCGAGGGUUCAGAAAAGAAAUUUUUGGAGGGCGCGGAAAAGGAGGGCAUGAAAGGUCUCAAGGGUCACAGAUCGGUAGGAGGCAUCCGCGUCUCGCUAUAUAACGCCAUCACCGAGCCAGAGGUCGACAAGCUAAUUGCAUUCAUGACACAUUUCAUGAAGGAAUCAAGCUCGAAAUCGGAAGUAAAUGCAGUCUGAAUGCAGGAAUGAAGGGAGAGGAAACCACUUGUACUACUGAAG
Molecule: messenger RNA, 1308 nt
Organism: Dichomitus squalens LYAD-421 SS1
Lineage: Eukaryota; Fungi; Basidiomycota; Agaricomycetes; Polyporales; Polyporaceae
Product: phosphoserine aminotransferase
Exons: 3
Coding region: 1-1266 (421 amino acids)
Biological process (GO): L-serine biosynthetic process
Cellular component (GO): cytoplasm
Molecular function (GO): O-phospho-L-serine:2-oxoglutarate transaminase activity; pyridoxal phosphate binding
Source: RefSeq, a predicted model, not a curated record